This is a messenger RNA of Tricharina praecox, 852 nucleotides long. RefSeq lists its product as uncharacterized. The coding region runs from base 175 to 750 and encodes 191 amino acids. The transcript has 2 exons. Lineage: Eukaryota; Fungi; Ascomycota; Pezizomycetes; Pezizales; Pyronemataceae. Gene Ontology annotation, biological process: sphingoid catabolic process. The record is from RefSeq and is a predicted model, not a curated record. Gene Ontology annotation, cellular component: endoplasmic reticulum.
GUAUAUGAUCUCCAUAUUCUCCCCUUACUCCCCUAAGUUUCCCCGGACCCUCUCGCUCUCAUCUCGCCUUGUUCCGUUUGACAGUUAACGUUGCGAAUCAACUCUAACCUCACGUCACGUCACGCCCGAGCACCAACAUCGUCACCGAGACCGAGACCGAACACCGCAGCAAACAUGGCCUUCCUGGGCCUGGAGAAGCACCUCACCUUCUACGGCAGCUACCACGCACACCCGACCAACAUCUACAUCCACAUCGUGUUUGUGCCAGUGCUGAUGUUCACGAUGAUGUCUCUGGGAGCGAACGUCUCCCUGCCACUGCCGCUGGUCCCGUCUGAAUACGCCAACCUCAGCACUGUCACCGCCGCCGUCUACGGCUUGGGGUACAUCCUCCUCGCGCCGAUCCCGGGUACGCUGCUGGCGCCGUACGUGCUCGUGCAGUCCCUCGUCGGGAGCUACUGCGUCGGUCAUAUCGACAGGUUCAAUAUGUACGCUGCGGCGGUCCAGGUCGUCAGCUGGCUUCUGCAGUUUGUGGGACAUGGCGUCUUUGAGAAGAGGGCCCCUGCCCUCCUCGAUAAUCUUUCGCAGGCGCUGUUUCUCGCGCCGCUGUUUGUGUGGAUCGAGGUGUUGUUCAUGAUGGGAUGGAAUCAGGAGCUUAAGCUGAGGUUGGAGGGGAGUGUGGCUGAGAGGAGGAAGGAGAUGGAUCAAGCGAAGAAGGGGAAGGGGAAAGGGAAGGGGAAGAGCGAGUUGUGAUUGCGCAAGGGAGGGAGUGUGUUCACGUUGCUUUUCUAGCUGUUUAUUCCAUCCCAAGAGAGGCGAAGGUUAUUCAUAAGGAAUUCACAUAUACUCAUCUAC